Molecule: messenger RNA, 2782 nt
Organism: Gambusia affinis (western mosquitofish)
Lineage: Eukaryota; Metazoa; Chordata; Actinopteri; Cyprinodontiformes; Poeciliidae
Gene: nrsn1
Product: neurensin 1
Exons: 6
Coding region: 137-739 (200 amino acids)
Biological process (GO): nervous system development
Cellular component (GO): neuron projection; transport vesicle; neuronal cell body
Source: RefSeq, a predicted model, not a curated record
GACGUGAAAAUCUGAAUCAUCGACGUUAAGUAAGGGAGGGAGAGAAGGGGGGUGACUGUAGAGUGAUGGGACCCGGCUGAGGAAACAGCAGCGAGCGAUCACUCCCCGAGCUGCUAAUGAAAGACAGAUGUGAAGGAUGACUUCGUGCUCAGAGAUCAGUGGGUCGGAAUACAGCGAGCAGGCUCAAUCCGGCGGAAACGGCCAACAGUACGGAGUCCGCUCCUACCUCCACCAGUUCUAUGAGGAGUGCACAGGUUCUAUCUGGGAACGUGAUGAAGAUUUUCAGAUUCAGAGAUCGCCAAGCAGGUGGAGCUCUUUACUCUGGAAGGUCUGUCUCACGUUUGGAACACUGAUCCUUGUCACAGGUCUUAUUGUUGUUUUGGUGGGUUACGCCACACCGACUAUGACUGAAGCAUUUGGUGAAGAUGAUCUCCUCUUUGUUGACAGCUACGCUGUUCGUUUCAACCGUGCACUGGAUGUCUGCAAACUGACCGGUGCGGUGCUGUUCUGUGUGGGCGGCACCUCCAUGGCUGUGGGUCUUCUGCUGUCUGCCUUUGCCAAAAGCUACUCCAAAGACGAACUGUACCUGCAGCACAAGUUCAAGGAGCGGUUAGCAGAUCUCCAUGCAACAGUUGGUUCAUCAAUAAUGAGAGCACCAACUCCUGGGGAGGGAAAGGUGCCUGUAACGCUCUCCAAAGUUCAGAACAUACAACCUGUGGCCACAAAAGCAGAGACCUGAUCGGCGCCCCAAUAAAGAAAGACACAAAGUGAAAUAGGCAUUUUAUUGUGUGUAAAAUGUGUAUAAUUGAGGGCCCACAUGAGUGUUCAUCUUAAUGAGGAGUUUAUCUUUUAAAAAAAGAAAAGGCCAGCUUAUGUGGCUACUAGGUCUUUUCUUUUUGGUUGUCAAUUUUAAAUAGCUUCAUUAACACAACUGACUAGCGUAUGAUGUCAUCAUUCGAACCAUUGCGAUAAAAACUUACUGAGCAGUGACAACACUUUGCAGGAAAAGAAUCUGAGGAGGAAAUUAAAAAGCAGCAUCCAGUCAAGAAGCACAUAGCAUUGUUUUUGACAGCGAUAAACAUCUUUGGAAAUGACAGAGGAUGUCAAUGAGAAAGAGGAGCUGAACAGAGCAGCUCAGUUAGUCCGACGCUCAACAUGAAAAAGCUCAAAUAGAUUUUUAACAUGGUAAUUACUGUAACGCUAUUUUAGAUCGCGAGUGAUACUUUUUGGUGCUAUUUGUCAACAAGCCAGAGAUCUGCCAUUUUAGACCGCCAGAGAAAAAGUGCAAAUAUUAUUUUUGGCUAAAAGACCCAUUGAAAUAAAAUUCACAGGCAGAAAAUUGACAUUUUCUUAUUGCUUGUUACUCCUCUAACCUUGUUUCUUCAAUCAACCUUCAGACAGGAUCAAUAGACUGAGCUUAGAUGAAGAGAAACAAUCUAUAUCACACAAAAAGAAAACACACCAAAUAGAAUGGCUUGACAAAAAAAAAAAAAUAAUAAAAUAAAAACUCCCAUUGUCAUUUCUUAAAACUGUGAACUGUUGGUCCAUCCCUCCUGUCUUACCUCCCUUUCUUUCUAACUAUUUGAGAUAUAAACAUAUAAAAACAUGUAUCCACGAAAUUCAUAACCAAUUAUGCACCAAUUUUCAUCUAUCUAUUCAGUUCUGUUUUUAAAGACUAAAUUAAAACACGUACUUGCAGUGAGACAAACACAACAAACAGGUUACAUAACAGGCAGAUAGCUGACAGGGACGCGCUAAUCUUGCUGAUGAGCAACAACAUCACAUUUGACAGCUGUAAUGGAAGAGCGGCCGUGAUUCAUAGAUGCCCAAUAAUAUUGUCACUUACAAAAAUUGAAAUUAUACUGUCACGUCCAGCUGAACCUGAUCAUCUACGAUGCAAGGAAAGUAAGGACAGAUUUUAAUCUAUUUGCUGUAUAUGAGACAAUGUUAUGAGUGUUUUUGUUUUUAUUAGGUCAUUCAGGUUAGACCUUCAUACCUGACUGGAUUUUACAAGCACAGAUAGUGCAAAUUAACUUUUUCUUUGCUGCUCACGAUCGUGUGUUAAUGUAAAUACAUCCCCAAAUUGUAAUCCUCCCCUUUUUAAGUCGUUUCUGUUUUGGUUUGAUCUAUUGAAUUACAGAGGAAAUGACUAACAGGGCGGAUUGUUUGCACUGCACCUCAUCAGAACAACGCUAGAACAGAACAUCAUAUCAAGCUCAUUUACACUGUCAGGCUGUAAAAUAAAUGCAGCAGCACUUCAGGGUAUUAUCAGCAUCGAAUGAUAAACUGCUUUGUUGGCCACAUAUAAUCAUGUAAAUUGACCUCUGAUGAUCAUUUAUACAACCUGCAGUCUUUCUACAAAGUGCAACAAAAUUAAUUUUAAACUAUUUGGUUCAAAUCAUACAUGUUGGGGAUAAUACAAUAUAUGUACUGAAGCACAGAGCAGAAUCGGAGCUGUUAAAAAAAAUGUGGUCUGAACCCUCCAGUAUGGUCUAAAUCUUAGUAACUGAUCAGUGAUUGUGCUGAUUAUGAACUGCUGCACUGCUGUAUUCAAAACCACAAUUUGUGUUUUUUAUUUUUUAUUUUUUUAUUUUAUUUUACUCUGAACUAUUUACUUUUAUCUGAUUUACUCUAUUUUUAAAUGUCUAUGUAGAUGUAAGAGUCCCUCAUCCCAGCCAGUAAUAAGAGUGUCAUCUUAAAACAAGAUAUAUCACUGUAUCGACAGUAUGCUUCUUUUUCAAAGGACUCAAUAAAAAUCACAUUUUCGCAGCUCAUAAAAAGU